Messenger RNA from Lonchura striata (white-rumped munia), 2794 nucleotides. It is a transcript of the gene EIF2S3, whose product is annotated as eukaryotic translation initiation factor 2 subunit gamma. Gene Ontology annotation, cellular component: cytosol; eukaryotic translation initiation factor 2 complex. The record is from RefSeq and is a predicted model, not a curated record. Gene Ontology annotation, biological process: formation of translation preinitiation complex. NCBI's taxonomy places the organism in Eukaryota, Metazoa, Chordata, Aves, Passeriformes, Estrildidae. Gene Ontology annotation, molecular function: translation initiation factor activity; GTP binding; tRNA binding.
GGCAGUCAGGCGGCCGCGUGGGCUCCUCACUUCCUACUCGGGGCAAGAUGGCGGGGGACGAGGCGGGAGUGACUCUGGGGCAGCCGCACCUCAGCCGGCAGGAUCUCGGCACCUUGGAUGUUACCAAGUUGACGCCACUUUCACCAGAAGUCAUCAGCAGACAAGCAACAAUUAAUAUAGGUACAAUUGGUCAUGUAGCCCAUGGAAAGUCAACAGUAGUCAAAGCUAUAUCUGGAGUUCAUACUGUCAGAUUUAAAAAUGAACUGGAAAGAAAUAUCACAAUCAAGCUGGGUUAUGCUAAUGCAAAGAUUUACAAGCUGGAUGACCCAAGCUGCUCUCGACCAGAGUGCUACCGAUCCUGUGGAAGUAGCACCCCAGAUGAGUUCCCUACAGAUAUUCCUGGCACCAAAGGGAACUUUAAACUAGUCAGGCAUGUCUCUUUUGUGGAUUGCCCUGGCCACGAUAUUUUGAUGGCUACCAUGUUGAACGGUGCAGCAGUAAUGGAUGCAGCUUUGCUGUUGAUAGCUGGUAAUGAGUCAUGCCCUCAACCUCAGACCUCAGAACAUCUAGCUGCUAUAGAAAUCAUGAAACUGAAGCACAUUUUGAUUCUACAGAAUAAGAUUGACUUGGUGAAAGAGAGUCAGGCUAAAGAACAGUAUGAACAGAUUCUUGCAUUUGUACAAGGUACAGUUGCAGAAGGAGCUCCAAUAAUUCCAAUCUCAGCACAGCUGAAGUACAACAUAGAGGUGGUUUGUGAAUACAUAGUGAAGAAAAUCCCGGUCCCUUUGCGAGACUUCACAUCUGAACCAAGGCUCAUUGUUAUUAGGUCUUUUGAUGUCAACAAGCCUGGCUGUGAAGUUGAUGACCUUAAGGGAGGCGUUGCUGGUGGCAGUAUUCUAAAGGGUGUUUUAAAGGUGGGCCAGGAAAUUGAGGUGAGGCCUGGUAUUGUGUCCAAGGACAGUGAAGGCAAACUCAUGUGCAAGCCAAUCUUUUCCAAAAUUGUGUCACUCUUUGCUGAACAUAAUGAUCUACAAUAUGCUGCUCCAGGAGGCCUUAUAGGUGUUGGCACUAAGAUUGAUCCCACUUUGUGCCGGGCUGACCGCAUGGUGGGCCAAGUUCUUGGGGCAGUUGGGGCACUGCCAGAAAUAUUUACAGAGCUAGAAAUUUCCUACUUCUUGCUGAGACGACUCUUAGGUGUGCGCACUGAAGGAGACAAGAAAGCUGCAAAGGUGCAAAAAUUAUCGAAGAAUGAAGUUCUGAUGGUAAACAUAGGAUCCUUAUCUACUGGAGGGAGAGUCAGUGCUGUAAAGGCUGAUUUGGGGAAGAUUGUGCUAACUAACCCUGUAUGCACAGAAGUGGGAGAAAAAAUUGCUCUGAGUCGAAGAGUUGAGAAACAUUGGCGUUUAAUUGGUUGGGGUCAGAUCAGAAGAGGAGUGACAAUCAAGCCAACUGUUGAUGAUGACUGAAGAACAAAAGAGUGCUUCAUUUUUAAAGAUGAAGUGCCUAUUUCUGUUUUGGAGGGGGUGUAUUUUCACAGUGGAAUUGGAAGCUGUGCAAACAGGAUCUUGGAGUUGUAUGGCUGUCCUCAUACCUUUUAUUGAAUUUUACCCUCUUACUAAAAUACUAGUCACUAUCACCAUUAAAAGUGUAAAAGAAUUGGCAUAGGGUGGGUUUCAUUAUCCACGUUUUAGUAGAAAUUAAUUGUACAUGUCUCAUGGCAUGUCUAAUUUAUGUUACUUUGUGUUUCAGACAUAUCUGUUUCAUAUCAGUCAAACCAGCCCCAGUGUAACACACAAACCAUAAAUCUGGUAUUGAAAUAAAAUAUUGCUUAUUUUCAUUAAUUCAUACAGUUUUUCUAAGUAACAAAAGACUGCAGUGAUUGUUCCACGUUCAAGAUUUAAAAGCAAGCAAACUCUUCUUGGAAGACUAGUACCUUUUCUGCACAAUUUAUGUUUAGACAACUGUUACCAACAAAAAACUUUAUUUCUUUGUUUCUAUGGUUCUGAUUUUAGGAUUCUAAAGUAUUCCACUUUGUAAUUAGGAUGGCAAUACUGACUGACUUGAAUUUGUCAUUUCUGAUAUUACUACAUGUUUUCUUAAAUCCCCAAAGGGAAACCACAAGUAAACUGGAUCUGAACUGGCAGUACUGGUUUUGACCUAUAGUAUGGAUUUAUGAAAGUAAUGUGAUUGAUUGGGACAUAACUUUGUCAUCAUGGAACUCUGUGGGAGUGACUUGGGAGUUCUUUAUACAGUAGGAGUAAACAACUUUAAAAUUUUGUUGAGCAAAUAUAAAAUACUGGGAAGAGGCUGUAGAAAGGAAUGAUUUGGGGUGAGGGCAGAGUUAUGGUGGUGGAAUAGUGAAUAAGGUGAGGAAAAAAGGUAUAAAACCACUUUUGUUUAGCUACUCUGAACCACAAGCCUCAGGAUAAAACAAUGUAAUAAACUUACUGUAGGGUGCUAAUACUUUAAUCCAUUUAGAUUUCACUUCUUCAUUUGUACUAAUAUACAUAGUUCUUGCUGGUUUAUAUACUAUUUAGCAAGUUGUGCUACUUAACAUAUUUUGGUACAAAGUACUGCAUGUUUUCAAAGUUUGGUUUUGGUUUUAUUCAAUAUCUUCAAGGGCUUUCUAAAGCCCUUUCACUCAUCAAACUGGAAUUUGAUGAAACAGCUUGCAUUUCGUUCCUGAUUUUGCACUAUAUUGUGUUCCCUUACUCUGUCUACAUUCCUGUACUCAGUUUUUCCAUUUGUAAAGUACUAGCUCACAUGGUGUUGAGAGUAAAUACAUUAAUUUUUG